AUGCGUCAACUGAAACAUCUAGCGCUUUAUGCUUACAAAUCACCGGCACAACGAUUCGAACCACUUCCGGAACAACAAACGAAACGUCAAAACAACAAAGCACGGCCGACGAGAGUGGAUGGGUAUCACGGUGGUACUUCUCGGAAGGCUCCCGAUCAAAAGUUCGAGCAAAGAGACAAGAAAGAAUUACGACCUCAACAUCCACCGCCAUCUGAUUCGCCUCAGCUUUCACAAAACAGCCACGCUGGGAGCUUGUACGGGAGUACGACAAAUCCUUCGAAUGAUGAUAUGACUUCUCAAUUUCCUCACGCUUCACCGGUGUCGAUGGAAACUGAUGACAUGGAGCUUGAAGCCUCGACUUUGGCUGAGCAACGAAACGCUGUCGAUUCGCCUAACGGACACCAAGAUGCGAAUUUGAUUCGUGAAGCCCAACUGAACGCCCACAAUAUCAACGCCCGUCUACAAGAUCUAUCACCCGAACAAGCAAAACUCUUCCUGAACACUUUAAGUAAGAAUUUGUGGAGAGAAGACAAACAAAGAUUGUUGGAUCACGCUGCACGAGCUCGCCCGCACAACACCUCGGACACGCUGUCAAUCAAUGAGACUCGGACUUGGAUCUAUCAGUUAAUCGAUCCAAUUCUCAAAGCUUGUACAAUGAUUCAGAGAAACUUGCAGCAACUGGAUUGGCAG
Molecule: messenger RNA, 690 nt
Organism: Mesorhabditis belari
Lineage: Eukaryota; Metazoa; Nematoda; Chromadorea; Rhabditida; Rhabditidae
Source: the annotation of a GenBank genome assembly